This is a messenger RNA of Arachis ipaensis, 1041 nucleotides long. RefSeq lists its product as uncharacterized. The record is from RefSeq and is a predicted model, not a curated record. NCBI's taxonomy places the organism in Eukaryota, Viridiplantae, Streptophyta, Magnoliopsida, Fabales, Fabaceae.
AUGAAUAAUUAUUAUAAAGGGGAGAGAUGCUUGUGUGUCGAAGGGGUCUUAUUAAAGAAUAAUUUCAAUUGUGCUUUCUUUUUGUUUUAUGGUGCUCAUGAUAGAGGGGAAAAACUUGUUGUGUGGGAGGAGUUGAGCUAUGUUGCUGGCUUAUGUCAGUCCCCUUGUUGCUUCAUGGGAGAUUUUAAUGAGAUCGUCUAUAUAGAGGAAAGAAAAGGUGCAGAUAGUUUAACAGUAGCUGCUGAAGAGUUUAAAAAUUGGAUACAAGAUAUGCAAUUAGUGGACCUGCCGCUUAAUGACCGUAAGUAUACGUGGUUUAGAGGCUGUUCAUGUAGUUGGAUUGACAGAGUAAUGGUCAGCCUGGAAUGGGUUGAGGAGUUCCCAGAGACUCGAUUAAGAGGAGGACGAAGGGGUUUGUCAGAUCACUAUCCUUUGAUAAUAGAAGAUACCAAGAUAAGAGACGGCCCAAGACCUUUUAGAAGUCUUGACUCAUGGUUUACUCAUGAAGGUUUCCUAAGAAUGGUUAAAGAGGAAUGGAAGGGUUUAGGGGAGAUAAAUUUCACAGAGAAAUUAAAGGCGUUGACAGCUCCUCUGGGGAGAUGGCACAAGGACAACUUUGGGGGCAUGGAUAGGAAAAUUCUGCAGCUCGAGGAAGAUAUAAAGAAGCUGGAUGAUAAAGUAAGUAGCGGAGUGCAUGAUGGAACAGUGGAGGCAAGAAGGAAAGCGUUGGUGACCUGCUGUGAGAGAUGGUAUGUCAAAAAAGAGUUCCAGUGGAAACAAAUGUCACAAUCUCGGCAUGCGAAGGAUAUAGACAAAAACACCAAGUACUUCCACCAAAUAGCUUCCGCUAGAAGGCGGAAUAAUAGGAUUGAUGCUUUGAUGAUCAAUGGGAGGUUGGUUAGGAACUCAGCUAGAAUAAAGAUUGCUAUCAAAGAGUUUUAUAAACAGUUGUAUUAUCAAGAGGAGUCUCCUAAGGUGGGCUUCAGUGAUGGAUUGGUGACAAGGAUAUCUGAAGAGGAGUCUGUGGAGCUAGAGGUUUAA